AUGUCCAAUACGUUGCCUACCCGAACACCGACCGGUGAUUCUCAAAAUGAGAAAUCGUCACUUGCGACUUCUUUUCCGUCAUCAUCGCAACUCAGUGUGAGUGGAAGGACCAAACUAUCUCCUGCGGCUUCGUUUGUGAGACGCACACCAAGCAAUGCGCAACAAGCUCCUCGGCGACGAUCAGUUCAGCAUCCAGACCUACUCAAUGGGUCGCGGAGAUUCAAGUCGCAGUAUCCUCUCGACUCUUCUGAACGCCAUGUGGAAUACAUUCUCGUGGCCUCUUUCCACAUCGACCGCGGUCCGAUAAUGGAACACCAGUACCCUGCUCCGAUUAGCGGUGAUGAGAGUAUGCUCGCGGAACUGAUGCUUCCGGAUCAGACACAUGUACGAAGCCAGGACUGGACUAUUUUCUUUCUACACAAAGACACGGAAUCGGACGACGAAGACGACGAAGAACACGAACAAGAGGGAGAAGCAAAGGCGGCUAACAGAAAGCGGCGGAAGAGACAAGGGAAUCAGCAGAAAACGGACCACGAAGGUGAAGAUGAAACGAAUGGUGACGAAGUAUUCUCAGACGAGGAUGAUAGCAGCGAUGAUGAGGAAGAUGGAGGAGAGGGACCGCCUCUUAUGUACGUGUUGAACUUGGUAAAUACGAAGCAAGACAAUACAGUUCGCCGCGGAGCCGUCGUUAAGGCCAUGGCCAUCUGUACACGCCACUCGUUUCUUCAUAUAUAUAAACCAUUGCUCCUGUUGGCCUUGGAGGAUUACUUCAAAGCCCCCUAUCCGGAGACUCUCGCUUCUCUAUAUAACGCGGUCAAUGCGAUGGAUCUAUCGUUGCUGCCUCGCUUUACUCUUCUUGAACGAAGUAUCCUACAAGCUAGUGACUCAAAGGAUAUGUUCAUUGAAAAGUUCGAGCGUAUGAUUGAGCAGCGAGUUGCGGAUGAAGGGUCUGAACAUACUCCAGGCACAUCUUCCCCAGAGUCACUUACAAAAUCACGCUAUGCGCUGCCACGCGACACACAUGAAUUUGAAUCAAAAGUGGUGUAUAACGAUAUCCCAAUUCCAGUGAAAGUGCCCACCGUCAUCUGGCCAGAGACUGUGGGUGAUUUUUCACUAAUCAAACUAAUUCAAAUCUUUGCAACUCCGCAUUCUACAACCCCUCAGCCUUUCGCCCUUCACCCGCACCUUACAACCAAUGGAGCCUAUACGCAUCCCAUCAUCGUAUUGGUUAAUGCUAUGCUCACCCAGAAACGGGUGAUCUUCCUUGGACAUAACCGCCCAUCGGGAGAAGUAGCAGAGGCUGUACUGGCUGCUUGUGCUUUGGCAUCUGGUGGCAUCCUCCGGGGAUUUACUCGUCAUGCUUUUCCAUAUACCGACUUAACCAAAAUCGACGAUCUCCUCAAGGUGCCUGGUUUUGUUGCUGGAGUUACCAACCCAACAUUCGCGAAUCACCCUGAAUGGUGGGAUUUGUUGUGUGAUUUACCCACGGGUCGAAUGAAAAUCAGCAGUCGUGUUGAACCAGCACCACUUACAGAAGGCUUAAAAUUCUUCCAGCAUCAAAACACCAGCAAUGUAUCGGGACAGGGUACUGACCCCACAGGAGAUGUGGCAUUUAUGGAUGACAUCCAGCGGAGUAUUAGCCAGCGCUAUGGAGAAGGUGUGAUUCGUGCUAAAUGGCGGGCCUAUAUCUAUAAAUUUACCAGAGUGGCGGCUGCUUUCGAAGAGACUGUUUAUGGAGCAUCGGCUCUCUAUAUCAUAGGGCCGGGAGAGGAAACCGCAUCAAGUCCCAGUAGCACCAAAGCCGAUCCGUCGAAUCUCGCAUCCCUCCGUGGCCAUGGCUACGUGUGGCCAGACGAGGUCAGUAAACACCGAGAGCUUGCAGCAUGCGUCUCUCGGAUUGAGGGAUGGAGGAACACUCGAUCAUAUUACGGAUUCAUCCAAGAUGUGGCCACAUCGUACAAUGCGACGGGACCCAUAAAACUGAUGGAUUUGCAACACCAUCAUGACCGCCUACGUUCUUUGAAGCUACCACCCGAGGAAGCAGGCACAAUUUACAUGGCAUUCUCACAUGCGAUACGCGAUUACGCCGGCGUCUGUCAGCUGCUGACUGUAACACCGGAGAGCCAGGCGGGCCUUUUCUACGUUAGUCUCGGACUAUUCCAUCCCGACAUCGCCGUACGCGAUGCUACUGUGGACUUGCUUGAUCGUAUAUCUAGCCAUGAAGCCGGGCGACACUUCUGGAAUCAAGUUGGCCGGUUCGCUAAAUUGGCGUAUUUCCGUAUCAAACGAGACCGCGAUGCUCUCACCAGCCCGGCUCUCUCCACAGCUAGUCGGGGAGAUCCGUUUGGAGGGCCGCUUCGUCAGCAACGGAGUAUUGUUGGCAUUGCCUUGGGUGAGGCUUCUAACCGGAGGAGUUGA
Talaromyces atroroseus is the source of this 2418-nucleotide messenger RNA. Its product is annotated as Protein mesA. The record is from RefSeq and is a predicted model, not a curated record. The coding region runs from base 1 to 2418 and encodes 805 amino acids. NCBI's taxonomy places the organism in Eukaryota, Fungi, Ascomycota, Eurotiomycetes, Eurotiales, Trichocomaceae. Gene Ontology annotation, cellular component: plasma membrane. The transcript is spliced from 3 exons. Gene Ontology annotation, biological process: actin cortical patch localization.